Messenger RNA from Heterocephalus glaber (naked mole-rat), 2117 nucleotides. It is a transcript of the gene Gpc3, whose product is annotated as glypican 3. The record is from RefSeq and is a predicted model, not a curated record. Gene Ontology annotation, biological process: positive regulation of canonical Wnt signaling pathway; cell migration; regulation of protein localization to membrane. Gene Ontology annotation, cellular component: cell surface; plasma membrane; extracellular region. Lineage: Eukaryota; Metazoa; Chordata; Mammalia; Rodentia; Bathyergidae.
CAGCGCCCAGGUAGCUGCGAGGAAACUUUUGCAGCGGCUGGGUAGCGUGGCUCGUCUCUCUCUCCUCAGGGCCACCGCCAGGCUUGCUGAGUCCCGGGAAGGCUCUCGCUCCGGCGGCUGCCACUCUCUCGCACUCUCCUAGCUCCCCGCGAAGCAGGAUGGCUAGGACCGUGCGCACCGCGUGCUUGGUAGUGGCGAUGCUGCUGGGUUUGGAGUGCCUGGGACAGGCGCAGCCCCCGCCGCCUCCGGACGCCACCUGUCACCAGGUUCGCUCCUUUUUCCAGAGACUGCAGCCUGGACUCAAGUGGGUCCCCGAAACCCCCGUGGCAGGAUCAGAUUUGCAAGUAUGUCUCCCCAAGGGCCCAACAUGCUGCUCAAGAAAGAUGGAAGAAAAAUACCAACUAACAGCACGAUUGAACAUGGAACAAUUGCUUCAAUCUGCAAGUAUGGAGCUCAAGUUUGUAAUUAUUCAGAAUGCUGCAAUUUUCCAAGAGGCCUUUGAAAUUGUUGUUCGCCAUGCCAAGAACUACACCAAUGCCAUGUUCAAAAACAACUAUCCAAGCCUGACUCCACAAGCUUUUGAGUUUGUGGGUGAAUUUUUCACAGAUGUGUCUCUCUACAUAUUGGGUUCUGAUAUCAACGUGGAUGAUAUGGUCAAUGAAUUGUUUGACAGCCUGUUUCCAGUCAUCUAUACCCAGCUCAUGAAUCCAAGCCUGCCUGAGUCAGCCUUAGACAUCAAUGAGUGCCUCCGAGGAGCAAGACGUGACCUGAAAGUGUUUGGGAAUUUCCCUAAGCUUAUUAUGACCCAGGUCUCCAAAUCACUCCAAGUCACGAGGAUCUUUCUUCAGGCCCUGAAUCUUGGAAUUGAAGUGAUCAACACAACGGAUCACCUGAAGUUCAGUAAGGACUGUGGCCGGAUGCUCACCAGAAUGUGGUAUUGCUCUUAUUGCCAGGGACUGAUGAUGGUUAAGCCUUGUGGUGGCUACUGCAAUGUAGUCAUGCAAGGCUGUAUGGCAGGUGUGGUGGAGAUCGACAAGUACUGGAGAGAAUACAUUGUCUCUCUUGAAGAACUAGUGACUGGCAUGUACAGAAUGUACGACAUGGAGAAUGUACUGCUUGGUCUGUUUUCAACAAUCCAUGAUUCUAUCCAGUAUGCACAGAAGAAUGGAGGCAAGCUGACCACCACUAUUGGCAAGUUGUGUGCCCAUUCUCAACAACGCCAGUAUAGAUCUGCUUAUUAUCCUGAAGAACUGUUUAUUGACAAGAAAGUAUUAAAAGUUGCUCGUGUUGAACAUGAAGAAACUUUAUCCAGCCGAAGAAGGGAACUAAUUCAGAAGUUGAAAUCUUUCAUCAGCUUCUAUAGUGCUUUGCCUGGCUACAUCUGCAGCCAUAGCCCUGUGGCUGAAAACGACACCCUGUGCUGGAAUGGACAAGAACUUGUGGAGAGAUACAGCCAAAAGGCGGCAAGGAAUGGGAUGAAAAAUCAGUUCAACCUCCAUGAACUGAAAAUGAAGGGCCCGGAGCCAGUGGUCAGUCAAAUCAUUGACAAACUGAAGCACAUUAACCAGCUCCUGAGAACCAUGUCUGUGCCCAAAGGUAGAGCUCUGGAUAAAAACCUGGAUGAGGAAGGGUUUGAAAGUGGAGACUGUGGCGAUGAUGAAGAUGAGUGCAUCGGAGGCUCUGGUGAUGGAAUGAUGAAAGUGAAGAAUCAGCUCCGCUUCCUUGCAGAACUGGCUUAUGAUCUGGAUAUGGAUGAAGAUCCUGGGAGCAAGCAACAUGUGAACCAGCAGGACAAUGAGGUCAUCAUUUCUCACAAUCUUGGGAAUGCACACUCCCCACUGAAGCUCCUCACCAGCAUGGCCAUCUCUGUGGCGUGCUUUUUCUUCCUAGUGCACUGACUUCCCAGUGCCCAGCAUGCAUGCUGCCCUGCAGCACCCUGUGGUCCUCCUCCGCAAAGGAAGCCACCUUAUUUUUCCUUUUUUUUUUAUCUUAUAUACCUCCUCCAGCCAUUAAGUAGAAGACUAACCAUGUGUUAUGUUUUCGAAAUCAAAUGGUAUCUUUACGAGGAAAGUAAAUUUUAGUAGUAGUAUAGAUUGUCAUUUUGCAAAGAAAAAAAA